AUGGGAGGGUUUCACGUGAGCACCGUAGUGCUGGUGCUUUGCGGGCACUUUCUAGCUGCUGCAUUGGGUUACGUUGAGAAAGUAGCAUCGCGUCGUGAGUACUUCUAUGUAGGCGGCGAGUAUGCAAAUCUCACGCUGGGAAAUGAAACGGCACAGUACAUGCUCAACCAGAUCUACGUCGAAAAGCUCACUCCAAGCAACCAAACCCAAGACACCCCCAUCGUCUUCAUCGCGGGAAACGGGCAAACAGGCACAAACUUCCUCGAAACCCCCGAUGGCCGUCCAGGCUGGGCCUCCUUCUUCCUCUCCCACGGCUACACCGUCUACCUAACCGACCAGCCCUCUCGCGGCCGCUCCCCCUGGUUCCCAGGUCUCGGCUCUAUGGACAUCGCCAGCACCGCGCGCGUAGAAUCGCUCUUCACAGCCAUCUCCUCGCACGCGCAGUGGCCGCAAUCCAAACUGCACACGCAAUGGCCAGGAACGGGUAAAGUCGGGGACCCCGUCUUCGACGCCUUCUACGCCACCCAAGUCCAGCGCCAAACAAACGUGACUAUUCUGGAAUCGCAAAACGCAAAGGCAUAUACCGCGUUGCUUGAUAAAAUCGGGGUUGCGCAUGUUGUCACGCAUAGCCAGGCUGGUGCGUACGGUUGGCGUGUCGGCGAUGCAAGACCGCAGCUCACAAAAAGUAUCGUCGCGCUUGAACCGUCUGGCCCGCCGUUUAUCAAUCGAGUCGCUGCAUCUGGGCCUGCGCGGGCCUGGGGCGUUACCGAUUUGGAAGUCGCAUAUGAUCCGCCUGCCGGCCCCGACGCUUCGUUGAUCGAGAAAGUGGUUGUGCCGGCCAAGGAUGCGGAGCAUGUUGAUUGUAUUAUGCAAGCAGAGCCGGCGAAGAAGCUGGCUAAUCUUGCGCAGGUUCCCGUGUUGCUGGUUACGGCCGAGGCGAGUUAUCAUGCGCCGUAUGAUUAUUGUACGGUUGGGUAUUUGAGGCAGGCGGGGGUGCAGGUGCAGGAUAUGGAGUUGGCUGAUGUGGGGAUUCGGGGGAAUGGACAUAUGCUUUUUAUGGAAAAGAAUAAUGUAGAGAUUGCGGAGAAGGUUUUGGAGUGGUUGGUGAAGCAGUAA
Messenger RNA from Bipolaris victoriae FI3, 1116 nucleotides. RefSeq lists its product as hypothetical. Bases 1 to 1116 code for a protein of 371 amino acids. Lineage: Eukaryota; Fungi; Ascomycota; Dothideomycetes; Pleosporales; Pleosporaceae. The record is from RefSeq and is a predicted model, not a curated record. The transcript has 2 exons.